Owenia fusiformis is the source of this 629-nucleotide messenger RNA. Lineage: Eukaryota; Metazoa; Annelida; Polychaeta; Sabellida; Oweniidae. The record is from the annotation of a GenBank genome assembly.
ACAACGGAACAGAAUGGCGGAUGAUACAUUUGGAAUUCCUAUUAUUGAUUUCGGUAUUUAUGGCCUUCAAAACGAUGAAAGUGGACCUUUGAGUGAUGGUCAGUUGCACGAUUUAGCUUCAGCGGUAUAUAGAGCAUGUACCGAGGUGGGAUUCUUGUACCUAAAAAAUCAUGGUGUUGAUAUGCAACAGGUAGAGAAAAUGCGAGGUGUAUCGAAGGCAUUCUUCCUACUCCCAGAGGAAACUAAGAAACGUUACGCUCGAGUAGACGGCAAUGACUUUGGUUAUAUUGCUAAAGAAGUUGAGCGACUUAAUCCUGAAAGAGAAGCUGGUGACCUGAAGGAGGCCUUCAAUAUAACUCCUAACAAUGCUAAAGCCAAGAAAUGGCCCGAAGAAGAGAUCCCUGGAUUCAAAGAUGAGGUUAUGACGUUAUUCAACCAGUGCAACAAGCUAUCAAUAAGGAUAUUGGAAGUUAUGGCCAUUGGAUUAAAACUGGAUCGAGAUGCUUUCACAAAGUACCACACUCCCAAUAACAUAUGCGCCACUACGAUGAGAUCUCUUUACUACAAUACUCUCCAAGAGGACUUCAUCCCAAAGGCGGGCCAGGUGAGAUGCGGGGAGCACUCGGACU